AUGGUAGGAAUGGUAUUUCGCUUUCAUGGGCUUGAAGUAUCAGGCUUUGUCAUCCCGAGAUUCUCGGGGGACGGCUGCUUUGCUGGCACUGAGCUCCCACGACCCCACGACACUCGGCCACGCGCCCGCCGCAAGCAGUCCAUCCACGACUCCUGGCUGAUGGAGCGUCGGAGAAGCAGCGCAAUAGAUCAUGGAGCUUGCGGCGACUUGGCCGCCGAACUGACAGCGCGCUUCCCGGAUGAUCCCCACCCCAUCCACACGGUUUACAUAAGGCGGCCCUUCUCUUCCAUCGCCCACCACUUCCACGUCCUCAUCACUUUCGCCCUCUUUUCUAUCCCUAUCGGUCUCCUUCUCCUUGCCCCGCGUCGGGCCCGCAACCAUCCUCUCUCUUCCUCGUUCCCCUCCGACGCCCAAACUACCGACGACGACAAGGACGACGAAACCGCUUCCAAGAUGGCACCCAAGAAGAAGAUUGCCAUCAUGACGUCGGGCGGCGACUCGCCUGGCAUGAACGCUGUUGUGCGUGCUUGCGUACGCAUGGCCAUAUACCUGGGCUGCGAUCCCUACUGCAUCUACGAAGGCUACGAAGGCCUAGUCCGCGGCGGCGACCUAAUCCGGAAGAUGGAAUGGCACGACGUCCGUGGCUGGCUCUCUGAGGGCGGCACCCUGAUCGGCACUGCCCGCUGCAUGGCCUUCUAUGAGCGCGAGGGUCGCCUUGCUGCCGCCAAGAACCUCAUUGCCCAUGGCAUUGAUGCCCUCAUCAUCUGUGGUGGUGACGGCUCUCUCACCGGGGCCGACCGCUUCCGCGCCGAAUGGCCCUCGCUGCUCGACGAGCUCGUCGAGAAGGGAGAGUUUACCGAAGAAGAGGUUACUCCGUAUAGGCAUCUCAAUAUUGUCGGCCUGGUCGGCUCCAUCGACAAUGACUUGUCGGGCACAGAUGCCACAAUUGGCUGCUACUCGGCCCUGCAGAGGAUUUGUGCUGCUGUUGACUUGAUCGAGGCCACUGCCUCGUCCCAUUCUCGUGCUUUCGUCAUCGAGGUUAUGGGCAGGCACUGUGGUUGGCUCGCUUUGAUGGCCGGUGUCGCUACCGGAGCUGAUUUCAUCUUCAUCCCAGAGAAACCUAGGGAGGACAACUGGCGAGAGGAGAUGUGCCGCAUUGUCGAGAAUCACCGGAAACGCGGAAAGCGCAAAACUAUUGUCAUUAUCGCGGAGGGCGCCCUCGACCGAGAAGGCAACAAGAUCACUCCCCAGAUGGUGAGAGACCUCCUUGCCGAUAAGAACGGUCUCGCUAUCGACACACGCAUCACUACCCUAGGCCAUGUCCAGCGCGGUGGCACAGCCGUCGCCUACGACCGGAUGCUCGCCACUUUACAGGGCGUUGAAGCCGUCAAAGCCGUGUUGGAUGCCACCCCAGAAAUGCCAACAUGGGUCAUUGCUAUCACGGAGAACAAGAUUGUCAGAAAGCCUCUGAUGCAGGCAGUUCAGGACACCAAGAAGGUGGCCGCUGCCAUUGAGAGCCAAGAUUUUGAUCUGGCCAUGUCGCUGCGGGAUGCAGAGUUCGCCGAGCAAUAUAGGUCCUUCAUGAUGACUACGGCUGUCCAGGUGAAUAAGGAGAUGUUGCUGCCAGAAAAGGAUCGCAUGCGUAUCGGCUUCAUCAAUGUUGGCGCUCCCGCUGGCGGCAUGAAUGCUGCAGUCCGUGCCGGCGUCGCAUACUGCUUGUCGCGCGGCCAUGAACCGAUUGCUAUCUACAAUGGCUUUGCUGGAUUUGCACGGCAUCAUGAUGAUCAGCCAGUCGGCUCUGUCCGUCCCUUCGACUGGCUUGAGGUCGAUGGCUGGGCUAGCAAAGGUGGCUCGGAGAUUGGCACGAACCGUGAACUGCCGAGUGAGUCUGGUAUGGAAACUAUUGCCAACUUGAUCGAGCAGUACAGACUCGAUGCACUUUUCCUGAUUGGUGGCUUUGAGGCCUUCCACGCUGUCUCGCAGCUGCGCAAGGCUAGAGACCAGUACCCGUCGCUAUGCAUUCCCAUGACCCUGCUUCCGGCUACGAUUUCCAAUAACGUGCCGGGCACGGAGUACUCGCUCGGCUCGGACACGUGUCUUAAUGAGCUUGUCGAGUAUUGUGACAAGAUCAAACAGUCUGCUUCGGCCACGCGUAGGCGUGUGUUCGUCAUCGAAACUCAGGGUGGCCGUUCGGGUUAUAUUGCCACCCUCGGCGGUCUUGGUGUCGGCGCGUCAGCAGUUUACACUCCUGAGGAGGGUAUCACUCUCGAUAUGCUGGCAACUGACGUUAAGCACCUCAAGGACGUUUUUGCCCAUGAUAAGGGUCAAUCACGGGCUGGUCGGUUGAUUCUGAUCAACGAGAAGGCAUCCAAGGUGUACAAUGCGCGGUUGAUCGCUGACAUCCUGCGCGAUGAGGCUCACGGCCGGUUCGAGGCACGCGAGGGUAUUCCCGGCCACAUGCAACAAGGUGGUGUGCCAUCGCCCAUGGACCGGUGCCGUGCUGUUCGCCUAGCCAUCCGCUGUAUCCAGCAUCUCGAGCAGUUCGGCCGCGGUGUCCACAACCGCGUCAAGAACGACCCCAUGAGUGCCACCGUCAUCGGCAUCAAGGGCGCCAGCGUUGUCUUCACUCCCAUCCAGAAGCUGGAGGAGGAGGAGACUGAUUGGCCAAAUCGCCGGCCCAAGACCGCUUUCUGGCUGCCCUUGACGGAGAUUGUUGAUAUCCUCUCGGGUCGGCCCAAGCACAAGAAGCCUGAGCCGGAAUUGACAGGGCUCAAGGCAAAGGAUGUAAAGAGAGGGCUUGACGAUCUUUGA
Thermochaetoides thermophila DSM 1495 is the source of this 2811-nucleotide messenger RNA. RefSeq names its product 6-phosphofructokinase-like protein. Gene Ontology annotation, molecular function: AMP binding; identical protein binding; fructose-6-phosphate binding. The record is from RefSeq and is a predicted model, not a curated record. The transcript has 4 exons. The coding region runs from base 1 to 2811 and encodes 936 amino acids. Gene Ontology annotation, cellular component: cytoplasm; 6-phosphofructokinase complex; mitochondrion. Gene Ontology annotation, biological process: fructose 1,6-bisphosphate metabolic process; canonical glycolysis; fructose 6-phosphate metabolic process. NCBI's taxonomy places the organism in Eukaryota, Fungi, Ascomycota, Sordariomycetes, Sordariales, Chaetomiaceae.